Sinocyclocheilus rhinocerous is the source of this 364-nucleotide messenger RNA. RefSeq names its product endoplasmic reticulum metallopeptidase 1-like. The annotation marks the transcript as partial. The record is from RefSeq and is a predicted model, not a curated record. Gene Ontology annotation, molecular function: metalloexopeptidase activity. Lineage: Eukaryota; Metazoa; Chordata; Actinopteri; Cypriniformes; Cyprinidae. Gene Ontology annotation, biological process: proteolysis. The transcript is spliced from 2 exons.
CCCAGAGAACGAGAUCGCCUCAGUCAGCUACCUGCUGGAUCAGAUCGAGCAGAUCCGGUCUGAGAGUGAAACCGGACCUCACUCCAUCACGGUGGACAUCCAGCGGCCCAGCGGCUGCUUCAGCAUCAGCUGCUACGACCGUGUGACCAACAUCGCCGUCAAACUCCAGCCAAAGACCAGCGCACAGCACUUCAUGCUGGCGAACUGCCACUUUGACUCGGUGGCCAACAGCCCCGGAGCCAGUGAUGACGCCGUCGGCUGUUCAGUGAUGCUGGAGGUUUUACAUUCUCUAACGAAUCUCUCCACGCCUCUCAAACACGGUGUCAUCUUCCUGUUCAACGGGGCCGAGGGGACAAUCCUGCAG